CCGACAACCCCUUCCCUAACGCCGGCACCGCCCGAUAUCCCCUCCCCUAACACCAGCACCGCCCUAAACCCCCUCCCCUAACACCGACAACCCCCAAACCUCCUCCCUUAACACCGACAUUCCCCUAAACAUCCUCCACUAACACCGAAAACCCCCGAAACCUCCUCCCAUAAUGCCGGCAGCCCCCGAAACUUGCUCCCCUGUAACCGAUAUUCCCAGAAACCUCCUCCCCUAACACCCGCAAAUCUGGGUUUAAUUCUAGCUUUGCGGGGGGGCUACGGUGGUGGUUGGGUUGGUGGGUCGAUGGGGUUUGUUGGGAAAUAGGGGUUCCGGCGGCUGGCUUGGCUUGGCUUGGGCGGUGCUGGUGUUAGGGGAGGAGGUUUCUGGGGCUGGCUGGGUUAGGGGGUUAGUUUUUUUUUUUUUUUUUUUUUUUAUUUUUUUUUAUUUUUUAUAAACCAAUAAACAACUAACACGUGUACAUGGCGGGCCUCACUAACGGUUUUCAUUCAAAAGUCCGUUAGUGGGUGGUGAAACCAAAAUUUUGGGAUUUUUGGUGGUGUUAUAAUAAAACUCUUUUUUUGACAGGUGUUAUUUUCUAAUUUGACCUAAUUUUAUAACAAAAAUAAAAUCUCGUGAAAUUACCUUGCAUAGUACGGGACCUAACCUCCUUAGAGAUAUAAACUUGUACUCCGUAUUUUCCAAUUUACCCAUCAAUCCAGCAUGGUUUUCAGCUUACUCCGAAUCACUUUCACAGUUUCACGGCUUCAUUAGUUCAAACUUCAAAGUUUCAAACACACACAUCUUUCCCGCACAAAACCGUAUUCCUUAACGAUUUCAGUUCAUCUCAUAUCACUUGAACUCAAAACAUCAAAAACCCUAAAACCCAAAAUAUCCCCAAAUUAAUUCCUUCUUAAACCCUAACAUCACUUAAAUUCUUAAUUUCUGGAUGAUCUAAGCAGAAGAAAGCAACAAUGGCGUCGAAGGAGCCUGAUGAGAAAUGCAGUAACACUAAAACAGGAGAAGAAACGAUUGCAUUAGAGAAGAGGCGUUCGAGAUCGAGGAGAGUGAGCUUUGCUGAAACCACUGCAAUUCACUUGUUUAUUAGGGAUGAAGAGUGCGAUACACCUCCGGAUGUUGAGGGUUCCAACAAUGGAUUGUUGCACAGGAGUGAGAGUGAAGAGAUUAGGGCGCUGCUUGCCGAUGAUGAUGAUUUUGAUAAUGGUGGUGGUGAUGAUGACGGGGUUGCGGUGGAGACCUCUUUUUUACGGCCUUUUGAGUCGCCGUCCCCGGGUAGCUGCUUUGGGUCCGCUACUUCCAAUGAUGAAGAUAAUUUCUUCGGACCUGUAUCAGCUGAUUUUAUUAAACCUGGAAGAUUAUCAGAUUCUGCAGCCUCUGAUGAAAACCAUGAUCUUACUAUGGAUUCUACAGCCUUUUCUAUGCACUUCCGCAGUUUGGCAAGAUCAGAUUCUGGAGGAGAGUUUAAAACACCUACUGCAGUCCGUCUGCCAUUCGGUGAGAGAACUUCUGGCCAAAUGUCCAGCACCACAAGUGGUGGGGAUUUGAUGGUACUGUCCGAUUCCCAAAAGCGAGUCUCUGAUUCUCAGCUUGCUGAUAAAGUUAAUGGUAGUGGCAAUUCAGAUGACAUGAGCAUCGUGGAAGAAUACCAACGCAUCUAUGAUUACGGGAAGCUACCUCAAGAAUUGGAUGUAUUAUUGACCGAAGAUGGUAAGGAUAUGGGGGCUGUCCCUCUCACCAGUCAAGUUGAAUGUUCAAACUCUAAUAAAUCCGUUACAGCGGAUGCUAGAUCUGGUUUACACCAAGAUGGACGUGGUAAGGAUGUGGGGACUGUCCCUCUUACCAGUCAAGUUGAAUGUUCAAACUCUAAAAAAUCCUGUACAGCAGAUGCUAAAUCUGGUUCACACCAAAAUGGAUGUGAAGUUCUGGAUCUAGACAAUAAUGAAAAAGUUGCCCACCAUAUUUCUGAUGGGGAAAAGGCAUCUGAUGGUGCAAACUCUGCAGUUCUUGUAAAUAUUGAUAAUGGAAAUGAUGGUAUUCUUCAUGGUAUCCUUGCUGAGACAUCUCAUAAUACCUCAAUCAACAUGGAUGAUGACUUGUUUCCUGCACACUUUUCUGAUGAUCAGAGUAAAACUCCAUUUCUUCUGACAAAUGUCAUGCCAAUUGACAAAGAUGACGAAGCAAGGAAAGGUGCAGUGGAAGCUAAUGGGAACCUAUCCCCUCCAACACGUUCACGAUCUAUUUUGAAUCAUGAGCAGUCAAUUGCUGGCUCUGUUUCUUCAUUGCUUGCUAAACGUAGACAGAUAUUUAGGGUGUCACCAAAUGAUAAAUCAAAUUUCAUUCUGUCUGAAAAGAAUAUACGUGACAAAGGAAGUAAACAUGUCUUGAGCGCAUCCUCUUUUGAGAAAGGUGCAUCUAGGCUCCAAAGGCUUGAAGCUUUUCCAUUUUUUUCUGCUUCAAAGGCCGAGGGUAAUCCUUCUAGACUGCCAUCAGAAUCUGUACACAGUUCCUUAACCCGAAACAAAGUUUUGAAAUGUGGAAGCAAUGAUGUUUUGGUAGCUGUUCCUGUUGCUUGCUUGGACAAACGAUUUUCAAUUGUUGCUGAGGAUUCUGGAGACUUGCAGAGUAUGUGCAAUACGGGGAUGUAUAAUGUGAGGACCACAUUAAGAAAUGCUGAGUGUGCAAGUUACACAGAAGCUAAAGAUGCAGAAUUGUCAUCUUUGCAUGCAGCUUCAUGUACUCAUGAUAAAUCAACAAAGUCUACUAGUUUUAGUGUUUCUCCUCUGGCACUUUCAAAAGAAAAAAGUGUAGAGCCUUUUGUGUCGACAUACAGUUGUACCAAUGAAACUGUAGUAUCUACCAGAAGUGAUUUCUCUAUGCCAGAGAUCACAUUCAAUGAUUUGAAAAGUCACGAGGAAACUGGGAUGCCUAAUCAUUUUGUAUUUUCUCCUGUGACCAGUGUGGAAAGGAAGGUGUCAGCCUCUCCACUAUAUCAAGGAUGUCUUUCUAAAAAUCUGAACCAGCAGGCUGAGUUAAGCUUAAGCCUAGACCAAAACAUAUUGCUGGAGGCAGAUGACUUAGUUUCAAGAUCUGAAAAUCAUAAUUCCUUACUUGCUGAAAGAAAGAAAGAGGCUAAGAGAUCUUCUUCUAAAAUCAAACAUUUCGAAAUUGCUUCCCAGGAGAUGCAAAAUGAUGAAUCCAUGUGCUCUAAUAAGGCCUCUGAAUCAAAAAAACUAGUUAUCAGAAGUGCCAAUCUUGACACUGAAACCAUUUCUGCAAGGGCACUCCCAGAGGAAACCAUGAAAUCUGUAAUUGGUUCUGCUCCAUCUUCGGAUAAUAAUCUAAUUGAGUUGCCCAUUCAGGUGUAUGAAAAUCUUAAAGAAGAGCAAUCUUGUAGCUUGUUUCAGAAGAAGCCAUGGUUAGUAGAUAAUGCAAUUGUUGGAGUCACAGUCUUGACUCCUAGAUCCUAUCAGCGUGCCAGUGAACAUGAUGAAAAUGACCAACCCUUGCAGAAAUCAUCUGAUAUAUUUGGCAGUGAUAACUCUUCAACUUUAAAGAGAAAAUUAUUUGAUGAAGCUGAAAAUGACAAUGAUGAAAUCACUUCAUUACAGCGUAAACCAAAAUUGUGUAAAGAUCAGAAGCACAAUGAGGAAGAUAGCAAGGAAUUUCAAAGCAUAGGAGGUGAUAUAACAGCAAGAGAUUGGGUUGAUGUUUUGAACAGCUUUCGUGGAAUGACCAAACUGAUGCCUUCAAUGAUUGACAAGUUGGAUUUGGCUCAGAUCAGUAUUCUGAAUGAUAUUUUGGUCCAUCUAGAGAAGAUGAGAAGUUAUGAGCUGCUUCAUCGGGACAUAUGCUCUCAGAAAGCAUUCGACUCUGCAAGCUUUCUUCAAAUCAAAAGAUUGGUGGACACAAAGUUGCUUCUUUACAAAUCGUUAUAUCAAAAAGCAAAACUACAGCUGAUGCAUCUUGAGCAGAAAAGAUUAUCGGACCGAGUUUGUCAAUUGAAUUCUAGAGUUGAAGAAACAAAAAUGCUGAUAUCUAGUUGUCAAGAUUCUUGCAUAAGUGUUCGAAGGGAUGUUGAACCAGUAUCUUGUCCUAUUGAUCUUAGCAAAAAGAGUUUGGUUGCUGCUGAAAUUCCUUUACUGAGGAAGGACCUAGAAGUGUCAGAAAGAAAAAUAAGGAACUUAAAUAAAUCCUACCACGCUUAUAUUAAGGCGGUGAAGGAUCAAACCUGCAUUGAAACAACAGUGCAUGUUAAAAAUAUUCUCAACAAGAGGGUUGAAUGUAAAUCACUGCAGUCAGAAUUUCAGCUAUGUCAAGUUGGCAACGUAAAGGCUAUGGAUAAAAUGCCAAAUAUUCUGUUCGAUUAUGGUGGCAUAAUGUCCCAGAGGUUCAUUGUGAAGUCGAUCUCUACCUACGGCUUAUUUAUAUCAAAUGUAUUGAACAAUGUGAAGAUCUCUAAGAUGUUCCAUGGCAUGGAUGCCUCCACUGCUUUUUCGUUUGUUUUAUGUUGCGAAUCUAACCUUGCAUACUCCGGAACAAAGACUAUCGCGCAAGAAACACAGAAAAGCUCUUCACUUUUGCAUAAUCUGCUUGAUGUUGUUGAAGAAGUUGAGUUAGCCAUGGUUGAGCUUAGAAAUCUCACCAAUACUAGAUUUUCACAGCCAUCAGAUGGAAAACUUGAUUUGCAAUUGUGCUUCACGGAUUUCAACAAUGGUGCUAGAGUGGCUUUGAGCAUUGAUAUCACUUGUUUGAAUAGAGGAAUUUAUCCAGCACAAGUUGUGCCAUAUGAGGUACAAGGAAAGGCUGCUAGAAGACACAGGUCUUUUCAGUUACUAUUAGACAACAUAAGUAGUGCUGUUCGCGGUGUUAGAUGUGGGCAUAUGAGGAUAAUAAGUCUUUGUCGCUGUGUUUCUAGGACGAUUCAAGCUAAUUGUAUGAGCUAGGCAGAUACCUGCCAAUAGAAUCCUCAUGUUGUCUUGAAUUGGAUGUAGGUGGUGUAUUUUGUAUGCCUAAAAUGUAAGCAUUCAGUCGCUUGAAUGUGCUCACCUCAUGAGGAAGAUUGAUGUUGCAUAAACAAGCUUUAGUUAUUGCAGCAAAGAAAAACUAUUAUUGUACUCCGAUUUUGUACAAGUGUAUAUAUGGAGCUGUUUUAGGUCU
This is a messenger RNA of Chenopodium quinoa (quinoa), 5175 nucleotides long. RefSeq lists its product as uncharacterized. The record is from RefSeq and is a predicted model, not a curated record. Lineage: Eukaryota; Viridiplantae; Streptophyta; Magnoliopsida; Caryophyllales; Amaranthaceae. The transcript has 16 exons. The coding region runs from base 972 to 4961 and encodes 1329 amino acids.